AUGUAUCGGACAAUUUGUCUCACCUGGCUGGCCAUUGGUGUUUCUGCCACCGAAUGGCCAGAUGUUGUUACUGUUACGGCUACUCAGACGCAGUAUGCUCCAUGGGGAGGAGUUCUCUACCAAGACGGCGAUAUUUGUUACUGCCCUGCAGAUCUUCAACCUCCCACCGAAACGAAAGUCAUUGAAACUCCGGGCGGUUCUACGAAUGGUACUGGCAACGACCAGGGCAACGGCAGCGGAGGUGGUGAUAACCAGAAUGGAAAUGGCUCGGGCGGAUAUCCACAAUCCAAUGUUCAUGGAGGAAGCAAUGGCGGUGAUUUUGGAAUAACGACAUGGUUGCCUACACAGGCGCCGGGGAAGUCAACUCUUGUUACCUCGAAGAUUCAGUCUGGAGGGUAUAAUUCCAUGCCACCUCAGUCUGAGAGUCAAGGCGGGAUAUAUCCACCACCACCUCCUCCAGAGUCAAUGAGCUCGCCUUACGGACGUUCUAGUUGGAUCAACACCGAAACCACACCUAUGAGCAUGGGAGAAACUACUCACACAGGGAUGAAAUCCAAGACCUGGGAAUCGAAAGCCGCGUCUAGCCAGGGGAUGGUCUCUAGCCAAGGAGGUGCUGGUGGUUCAUCAACGCCAGCGAGCUUCGGACCGCCAAGUUCAUCUAAACCUGGAAGCUCCCAGCCAGUAUCAAGUCCCGGAUCGUCUAAACCUGCCAGCUCUGCUGCCCCGGCAUCUUCGAGUCCGAACUCCUCCAAACCGGGAAGUUCUUCGGGUGCACCAAGCUCAAGCGCGGCCAUACCAAGCUCUAAACCCGGUUCAUCCAAACAGGCGAGCUCCAGUCCACCUGUGUCAAGCGGCCAACCAUCUCAGCCUGCAAGUUCCAACAAGGCUUCAAGCGUAAUCUCGUCUAUGGCUCAAAGCUCAUCACAGCCGGCAAGCUCUGGAAAACCCUCUAGCUCGGUUCCAAAUUCUUCAAAGGCGGCAAGCUCCAGCCCAAUUGCACCUAGUUCCGCGUCCUCGCAACCGGCGAGCUCUAGUAAACAGUCAAGCCUAAGCUCCUCCAAAGCUGAAAGUUCAUCGCAACCUGCGAGUUCUUCGAAUCCACCGAGCUCAAGUCAACCUGCAUCCAGUUCAAAAGCGAGUUCGUCAAAGCCGGCGAGUUCCAGUGCCCCAAUGUCAAGUGCUGGCUCCUCCAAUGCAGAAAGCUCAUCAAAGCCAGCCAGCUCGUCCCAGCCUCAGAGUUCGAGCCAGCAAGCAUCGAGCUCAAGUUCUAUGGUAAAGAGCUCUAGCGCACCAGGUUCAUCUUCAGCGCCUAGCUCAAGCAAGCCAGGGAGCUCAUCUAAAGUCGAGAGCUCAUCACAGCCAGCAAGCUCAUCAAAAGCCCAAAGCUCUUCAGUCCCGGCGAGCUCUUCCAAUGCUCAGAGUUCAAGCAAGCCUUCUAGUGCUAGCUCGUCACAGGCACAGAGCAGCUCGUCAAAGCCAAUGAGCUCCAGCCCGGCAUCGUCAAGCCCUGCGUCUUCGAAGCCUGCAAGCUCUAGCAAGGCAUCGAGCUCUGGACCCAAAUCGUCUAAUCCAGCGAUUAUUAGCCCACCAGUGCCCAGUGUCAAACCCCCGGAAUCUGAAAGCUCUAGUGUUGCUUCUUCGUCCAAAGCCCAGAGCUCUAGCCUGCCUGCCUCUUCUAGCCUGAGCUCAUCCAAGGCAGCAAGCUCCAGCAAGCCUGCAUCCAGUGCUAGUCCAAGUUCAUCCAAGCCAGCGAGUUCAAGCGCACCUUCAUCAAGUACUACGGGCAAUGGCAUCAACGGCAUCAGCGACUCAUCCUCAGCGACCAAGAGUUCCUCAUCCAGCAAGGCAACUUCAUCCUCGAGCGCACAUUCUUCCACCCGCUCGUCCUCAAGUGCAAAGUCAUCAAGCAAGAUUUCGCAUUCAGUAGACCCCACAACAGUCACCUCGCCGAGUAUUGGCCCCAGCCAGUCAUCCUUACUUUCCAAGUCUACCAAGUAUACUACAUGUGUGCCUACUAGGGCGUUUGCUCUUCAAGCCUCUGGUGGCCUGAAGCCUACUUCGGUGCCGGCAGAUCUGGCCGGACGCGCGCCGGUUGAACACUUUCAGCGAGCUGAGUGCACGCCAGCCACUUACAGAUGCACUACUGAGCCGUCGGGGUGGCAAGUAUGCGAUACCUCGGGAAAUUGGGUGUUUGCUGGCUUGUGUCCUCCGGCGACGUAUUGCGUGUACUAUCCAGAGGAUUUGGGACUUCUCUGUUUACCCGCCUGCAAGGACUGA
Molecule: messenger RNA, 2277 nt
Organism: Pochonia chlamydosporia 170
Lineage: Eukaryota; Fungi; Ascomycota; Sordariomycetes; Hypocreales; Clavicipitaceae
Exons: 3
Coding region: 1-2277 (758 amino acids)
Source: RefSeq, a predicted model, not a curated record